Myzus persicae (green peach aphid) is the source of this 1238-nucleotide messenger RNA. RefSeq names its product extensin-like. NCBI's taxonomy places the organism in Eukaryota, Metazoa, Arthropoda, Insecta, Hemiptera, Aphididae. The transcript has 3 exons. The record is from RefSeq and is a predicted model, not a curated record. Bases 95 to 979 code for a protein of 294 amino acids.
AGUCACUGUACAAUUUACAUUCACAAUCAGUAUUCAUUAAGAAGUUCGAAAAUAUACACCACACCGCAACUACAGUCUUAAUAUUAUAGACACAAUGAUGAUCCAAGUAUUUUCAAUUCUGUUGGUGAUCAUAUCCGGAAUCCUUUGCAGUGGAACGCAACAAGGAGUAUCCAAUACCCAAUCUAGCCAGACAUUGCAAGUACAGCCCAAUGUCAGAAAGUACAACAAACACACUGCCACGGAAAAACCUUGUACCACUGCAGGCUCACCAACGGGCACGCGUAAGGACAAACCGGACAACUAUUCGGACUCACAGGACUACGUGCCCAUCGGCGGUGUGGCCGGUCCCGGGUAUCCGUAUCCUUAUCCGUACCCUUACCAACCAUUGGGCCCUUAUCAACCUGCAGUCGGUCCUUACCAACCUGCAGUUGGCCCUUAUCUGCCACCGGGCGGCCCGGUUCUAGUGCCAAGCGGCAGCCCGUACCGGCCGCUGCAGUACCCGUAUGAACCGCAAUACCCUGUGGACGGGGCACCACUACCACCGUACAACUAUGCGCCCUACUACCCAGCCGGACCACAGUACGUCACAGCACCGCCGCCAUACUAUCCCACCGCACAGCAGCCGCUUUACGAACAACAGGCGACCGUCGUGGACGCGUACCGCUCGCCGUUGUAUCCACCACAGCCAGCUGAUCAGUCGCAGUUUUUUAGACAGCCCUCAGCCGCUGGAGGUUUACCGCCGUACUACUCGUCACCGCACUUCAGAGCCCAUGCGUACAACAGACCGCCGCCGUUUCUCCAGCAACGGGACACCGCAGGCGCACCAUAUUUUCAGCAACGGGACGCACCAUUUCUUCAGCAACGAGACGCCGCGGCUGCUCCUUCCGCAACCGCCGCCGCCGCGGCCACUAAAGACGCUGAGCCACAGUACGAACAACAACAGUCCGGGCCGUUCGACAGCAACCAAUUUCAUUACUAACGCCACCGAUCGCAUCAAAAACGUUUACUACCUGGUAACCGCCGCGCCUCAUGAUAGACUUGGUCUGGUUCUGUACAUUAUUCGCAAUACCAUAAUCCACUGAACGUCUACGGCUGCAGCACCUAGUAUAAAUCUAAACAAUAUCAAUAUUAUAGAAACUAUAUCGUUUAAUACGAUUAAAUAAACAAUAUUACAACAUAAGCAGGUAUUAGGUAUAGGUAUUAGUGUAUUACAGAUGUAUGCAGUGACACCAUAAAUA